UUCGCCCUCACUUUGCAUUACCGCUCACCUGACCAAGAAGUGGCCUCGUCGCCGUAUGAACAGUGAACGAAGCAAGCAGCGAACGAUAGCGAGAGAGAGAAGAAGUAUCAUCUUAUCACUACGAUUUUGUCUCGGAUCAUUACCCUCGGAGCGAAGUAAAAAUUCCGAUAUAUAGUGCGCAGAGAAAAAUAUAUAGGAAAAGCUGAAAUAGCCGGAUCUCUCGCCGAUGUCGCAGCGGCCAAAGGACCUUUUCAUCAUUGCACGCUGUAUUACAAUCUCUGCGCCGGAAACGGAGAGAUUGGUGAGCGAAACCAAAGUACCGGGUUUGCCAAGAGAGAGAGUACAUGGAAUUGAGAGCACAGCAGCAGCAGAGCACCGAGCGUUUCUUCUGUGAGCAAUCUACGGUUCCAUUUCGCGUGAAAAGCAUAGCGACCAGAGUUCCUCCAUCACUGGUAGGUUGUGGCUGGUGGUUGCUCUUCGGAUUGAUCCUACUUACGUUGCCAGCAAAUCAGUGAAUGCACAAUCUAAUUCUCUUCUAGAAGUCUUCUAAAGUUGAACAAAAAAUCUCACAAUUGACAGAGGUGUCUCUGAUAAAUUCUAAAACUAAUGGUGUGCUCUCUUGUAUUGAUACGCAUAAUCAGCAUUCGGUCGUCACGCUCUCUGUGUGGAGAUGAAUGAUCAUUCCCACGCCCACUACCGGAACUAAGAGAGCAAGCAGAUCCGACAGUUUACAGGAGAGGCUUUUUCGCUUCCGGUAAAAUCGUUAAACUCUCUACCGCGUGGGGUAUGAGUUGCAUUCAUCGGCACCCGAAGGUCAGUAGGCACCGCCCGCCGCCACCACCACCACGCCGUACUCACUGAUGAGCACAGUGUGUUCAACGGAUCUGCUUCCGAGAAAAUUCACCCAAUAUAGAGGUAGGAGAGUCACAUGCGCGCACGGCAGGAGAGGAUCGCGGAUCAAUAUUUGAAUUCACCACAUCAACCUGAGAGAGGCGAUUUAUUCGCAAACGCGCUGCUGUGAUCCGGUUACUGCAGAAAAGCGGAAACAAAAGACGAAAACCGACCGAAAACGGGUAACACUCUGCAGAGAGUAGUUGCACUUGCCUAUCGUAUGACCACCAGUAUCAGGAUCGGUGCACCAUUGGUGGGGUUCGGCGACGGCAGGGAAAGAAGCACCGGCUCAUCGUUUGCUAGGAUUAGUGGACGGGCCGAACCGGAUUCGAUUGUCGCAUGUCGUCCAGCAAUCGGCAUCGGCUUCGCCAACGGUGUCUCAUCGCCCGGCUUGGACACUGUGGCACGUUGCCAAAAAUCCCGGCCACGGGAGAACCAUCACCCGCUCUUAGCAGUGCUGGUGGACAGUGGUUAGCCCAAUUGUCAUCGUUGUCGUCGUCGCUGGCACAACGUGGUCAACGGGCGGUCAACGGCGCAGUAUAAAAACAAAAAAUAAAAAGCAGUAGCAGUGGGUGGCGGCCAGUGCUCGCUCUGCUAAUUUGAGAUAAAAACUUCACUUGGAAAACGGAUGCAAGCGCGCGGGUGUGUUCGGCAGCAGCGACAGGCAGCAACAGUGGUCGUCCCCAUCCGUGCACAAGGUGUUCAAUCUGCUGGCAACGGUGCUUCACCACGUGGGCCGAUUUUUUGCUCUUCGUCCCGUGCCGAACGUCGUGCGAUCAGAGAGAAGUGGUGGUAAACGGGAUUAGCCGAGUUAGGGGUACCUAGCUUUAGGCGAAGGACGAAAAUGAUGUCAGCAGUACAGUCGGGUGCGUCGCAGAACGCAGGUGUCCGAGAGUUUGUCGAAGGCUGGACACUGGGACAAACGCUAGGCGAAGGCGCUUACGGAGAGGUAAAGCUGCUAAUCAAUCGUCAGUCGGGAGAAGCGGUUGCGAUGAAGAUGGUCCACCUGAGAAACCCGGCGCAUCCGGACGCCGAAAGUUCGGUGAAGAAAGAGGUGUGCAUACAGAAAAUUCUGCAGCACCCAAACAUCCUGAAAUUUUUCGGCAAGCGAACGCAGGGGGACAUGGAGUACAUAUUCCUCGAGUACGCCGCCGGUGGUGAGCUGUUCGAUCGAAUCGAGCCCGACGUUGGAAUGCCACUGCCGGAGGCCCAACGUUACUUCAAUCAACUGCUGGCCGGAGUCGAGUACCUGCAUAUGCGAGGCGUGGCUCACCGUGACCUCAAGCCAGAAAAUUUGCUACUGGACGAGCACGACAACGUUAAGAUAUCGGACUUUGGAAUGGCCACCAUGUUUAGAAUGAAAGGCCGAGAACGGUUGCUGGACAAGAAGUGUGGAACACUGCCGUACGUGGCCCCCGAGGUAUUGGUUAAACCGUACCGGGCAACACCGGCCGACCUCUGGUCCUGCGGGAUCAUCCUAGUCACGAUGCUUGCUGGAGAACUGCCCUGGAACCAGCCAUCGUCCGGCUGUGCCGAGUAUCUCUGCUGGAAGGACAACAAGUACACUACCUCGACGCCCUGGUGCAAGCUGGACACGCUGACGCUGUCGCUUCUGCGAAAGAUUCUGGUGCCUAAUCCGGCGCAACGAUUGACGCUAGACAAACUGCAAGACCACAAAUGGUGCCACACGCAGUUUCACUUGCAAGGUAUUGCCGACAUCGGUGCCAACAACGGUGGCGCUGGUAUGGGCACUGGCUGUGACGUGAUCGACGGUCGGCCCUCGCCCCGUGCUAAGCGACUGUGUUCGAAUCAGGACAUUUCAACGCCCCUGGACGACUCCACGUCGCGCAUGUGCCAAUCGCAGCCAGUGCCAACGUUGGUACACACCGAACGUGAGGUGCACGGCGUCGAGGAGGCCAUCGAGGCCCGCCACGGUUUCUGUUUCUCGCAGCCCACCAUGCUGGAUGAUCUGAUACUGUGCACCCAGCUGAACCCGACACAAAGUGUCGGUACGCAGCAGCAGCAGUCGCAGAACUCCUUCCAGCGGCUGGUCCGGCGGAUGACGCGCUUCUUCGUGUCGACGCGCUGCGACGAAACGCUGAAGCGUCUAUCGGCCGCCCUCGAGAAGCUGGGCUACGGGUGGAAGUCGAACGACGAGGGAAUCAUCACCAUCUCCACGAUCGACCGGCGGAAGGUACAGCUCACCUUCAAGGCGAACAUCGUCGAGAUGGACGGCAAAAUACUGUGCGACUUUCGGCUCUCGAAGGGCUGCGGGUUGGAGUUCAAGCGUCGCUUCAUCAAAAUCAAGCAAUGUCUUGCGGACAUUGUGCUCAAAGGACCGGUAACGUGGCCGAUCGCGAUCGCUACCAAUUCUGUGCCUUAGUCUGUCUAGAGGCGCGCUACAUGCCGUGUUCCUCGCUGGUGCGGGCUUUUGCUUUCGUUUGUUGUGCUCUGUGAGCGCGCGAGGGUUGUAAAGAGAUGUCAUUGCAGGUGAUUUUAAAACUUUGUAAAAUAAACGCCAAAAACAAUAAGAAUCACAGUGCUAUGGAGAUAGGGGCGCACAGAAACACAGGUAUUUUGUUGAGCUCCAUGACGAAAGGAUGUGCUGACACGGUCGAUUAUAACAUUUGUAUUUUCGUUGUUUCUUAUUGAACUAGACACGGCACGGAAACGGUGUUUAUUAUCAUAAUAUUUGAAAAAAACAUGGAUAAUAUGGUGUUUUGGUCAAUUUUAAAAACAUUGCACGAUUUAGAGAGCGCCAAAAUUCAUCGGUAAGGAGAGUUACAUGGACAUACGAAUAGGACGGGAUAGAACAAACAUUGGUGCUACACUUUUAGAGGAAGUUUAUUGAGAAACUGCCCGCGAGCGGGCGGCGUUUGGGAAAACAAACAAAAAAUUGGUUUUAUCUCAUUCAAUCAGAUCGCUCUAUUGUUAAACUUGCUUUUCUGUACCUUGUCUAUCUUUUUUGUCAGUAGUUAAGACGUAACUUGUUUCUCUUAUUCUUCUCAAUACACAGCCGCUUAAUCUCCCACUAACUAAUGGGGAUUUAUUUCUAUUUUUACGUACUUUUAUAAAUUUUUUUUUCUACACUCGAUCUAUACUACCAUACAGGCGUAAAUGUUAAGAUAUGAGCUGUUCUUUCACGCAAAUCGACUACUUAAGUUCUACGGAUUUGUUACUGUUACUAUAUGUUCUCUUUCUAAUGCGUGCCCUCCUUGAAUUGCGGGCGGAAGCGAAUUUCUUUUCUGUACCAUUGCCAUAUUUCAUGUUCAUAAAUUGUUUGAACCGUUUC
Messenger RNA from Anopheles bellator, 4183 nucleotides. It is a transcript of the gene grp, whose product is annotated as serine/threonine-protein kinase grp. Gene Ontology annotation, cellular component: cytoplasm. NCBI's taxonomy places the organism in Eukaryota, Metazoa, Arthropoda, Insecta, Diptera, Culicidae. The coding region runs from base 1736 to 3274 and encodes 512 amino acids. The transcript is spliced from 6 exons. The record is from RefSeq and is a predicted model, not a curated record. Gene Ontology annotation, biological process: DNA damage checkpoint signaling; protein phosphorylation; microtubule cytoskeleton organization. Gene Ontology annotation, molecular function: ATP binding; protein serine/threonine kinase activity; tau-protein kinase activity.